UGCCAUUAGAUCACAACAAAAAUGCCUGCUCUCAUGAAUCUGACAAGCCAUAGCCGGGCCGCUCGCGUCGCGUCUGCAUGCUCAGUCUCACGCACGCAGCGAGCUUCAUCUCGCAUUUGCAGGGCUGUCAACCAAAUUAGCAGCCCAAGCGAUGAGCCAAGCACUCGAAGCCCUUUGGAGCGAGCUGCAAUUGGCCUUGCAACUGCGGCGGCGGUCGUUAUGGGCACCUUCAGCCCACUUGUGCUCGAGCCACCUCCUGCACACGCUAUUCUGGUCGCCAGUGACCCUGUUAAAAACGCUCAGGCGAUCUUGCGUAACGCGCUUCCCAUCAAUAACAAGCCGAUCCGUCAAAUUCAGAAAGACCUGGAGAGCAUUAGCGAGGCGCUGAGGAUUCCGGGGUCGAAGUCCCUUGGGCCGGUCUCGCGGGCUAUCCGGGCUUCCCAGGAUGUACUGACACGCCAGCGGGAUGCCAUCGUGAAGGACUUCGCCCCUGAGAAGAAGGACUUCGGUCUGGAGAACAUCGAAAAGCUGCAGGUAGCCCUGAACGAGUUCCAGGCGACGGUGGAGGCCAAGGACAAGCAGGCGGUCCCUAUCAAGCAGCGCGAGGCGCUCACCUACGUGGGCAACAUUGAGGAGGCCAUGGUGAAGGGCUUCCCCUUCCAGGUGCCGCCUGAGUACGCUGACAGGCCGCUGCUGCUGGGCCGAGCCACGCUGGAGAUGAAGAUUAGCUGCCGGGAGACGCCGGAGGGGCCGCAGACCGUUGUGCAGACUGUCGUGCUGGACGGCUACAACGCGCCCGUCUCGGCAGGCCAGUUCCUGGACCUGGUGCUGCGCAAGUUUUACGAUAACAUGGAGAUCCAGCGGGCGGAUGGCUUCGUAGUGCAGUUUGGCGACCCGGAGGGCCCUGCGGACGGCUUCGUAGACCCCAAGACGGGCGAUAUCCGACGGGUGCCUUUUGAGGUGAAGGUGAUUGGCGACAAGGAGCCGAUCUAUGACUUUACGUUGGAGGACCUAGGUCGCGUCAAUGAGCAGCCCGUACUGCCUUUCAAUGCGUACGGUACGCUGGCAUGGGCCCGGAACGAGUUUGAGAACAACUCGGCUUCUAGCCAGGUGUUUUUCUUGCUGAAGGAGAGUGAGCUGACACCCACUGGCUCCAACCUGUUGGAUGGUCGUUUCGCCGUAUUUGGUUACAUCACGCAGGGGCAAGACGCUCUCGCGGACUUUAAGGUGGGCGACAAGAUUGAGUAUGUUAAGGUCAUCGACGGCGCCCAGAACCUGAAGAAUGGUCCGAGUGCAUGAUGGCCUUUCACGGGAACAAUUUUGACGCAUCUGCGGAACGAUAAUUGUUUCGAUAUGCGAUGUCUGCAAGUUUUCUGUUGUAGUACAACGCGAUUUUUCAUCGGGCGUUGUGCUGUGCAGUACAGGGACGAUUUUGUUCAGCCUGAUCCUUGAUCAAUCUUUUAUUUUUGUUGCUGGCGUGUCCUUAAUCCUCGCUGUUCAGGGCUCUUUAAAAUCGCUGGGUUCAUAGUCCUUUGAGGAGCCAAGUUCUUAGACUGAACAGUUAAACUACUUAAAGAGUGUUACAUUGUAAUACCGAACAUCU
Molecule: messenger RNA, 1603 nt
Organism: Volvox carteri f. nagariensis
Lineage: Eukaryota; Viridiplantae; Chlorophyta; Chlorophyceae; Chlamydomonadales; Volvocaceae
Exons: 9
Coding region: 22-1299 (425 amino acids)
Biological process (GO): protein peptidyl-prolyl isomerization
Molecular function (GO): peptidyl-prolyl cis-trans isomerase activity
Source: RefSeq, a predicted model, not a curated record